Messenger RNA from Spinacia oleracea (spinach), 1954 nucleotides. Its product is annotated as DNA-binding protein RHL1. NCBI's taxonomy places the organism in Eukaryota, Viridiplantae, Streptophyta, Magnoliopsida, Caryophyllales, Amaranthaceae. The record is from RefSeq and is a predicted model, not a curated record. Gene Ontology annotation, molecular function: DNA binding. The coding region runs from base 383 to 1660 and encodes 425 amino acids. Gene Ontology annotation, biological process: DNA endoreduplication. The transcript has 12 exons.
ACUCCCAGUAAACAAACAGAAAAUUGAGUGGAAAAGCUGGUGGUGGGAGUAGCGGCCUAUGGUGGUUGGUCGUCAAGAAUGGCACGAUGGUUAGUGGUCUGCAACAAUUGCUCAAAAGGGGAGGAGCGAAGGGGGGAAGGAUAAAGGGUAAAAUUGUCCUUUCAUUAAAAAUAUGCGGAUGUUUUGACAAACGCGGACGUCGAUUAAAAAUGCCCGGUGGAAUCCCCAAACAUCCCUAGCCAAACAUACACACAAUAUCCCUCGAACAGACCCAAUUGUUUGAUAUUCCCGCCCAUCCCAAUCCCAAUCCCAAUCCCAACCCCAACCCCAGUAGGUUACUGCAAACUCGUUCAAGCAGACAAUCUCACUACGGCAAAGGGGAAUGGCAAGAGAAAGGAAGAAGAAGAAGGCAGAUAAUCAACAAGAAGAAGAAGCAAACCCAGAAGCACAAGAACGGAAGAGACUCAAAAACCUCGCUUACACCAACAACAUUGUUUCACAAACUCCUGCUAAAGGGUUUACACCUCUUCAUCCGUCCAAAACUGUUAUCAAACACCAUGGCAAAGAUAUUCUCAAGAAAUCCCAGAGGAAAAAUCGGUAUCUUUUCUCUUUUUCUGGGCUUUUAGCCCCUAUUUCUGGGGGUAAAAUUGGUGAGCUCACUGAUUUGGGCUCCAAAAAUCCCAUCCUUUACCUUGAGUUUCCUCAGGGGAGGAUGAAGUUGUUUGGGACCAUUGUGUACCCGAAGAAUCGAUACUUGACUUUGCAAUUUUCAAGAGGUGGCAAAAAUGUCAUGUGCGAAGAUUGCUUUGACACCAUGAUAGUAUUUUCUGAUGCAUUUUGGGUUGGGAAGAAAGAAGAAAACCCAGAUGAGGCCAGAUUGGAUUUCCCAGAAGAGCUAUAUGAGGGUAAGCAUCCCGAGGUUGAUUUUGAAGGGGGUGCUGGUUCAACUCCUACGAGAAGAAAAGAUUUCAUGAAAGUAGUUACCAAGUCUACUGAAGAAGAAUCACUACCUGGGUCACCAAUUGAUGAAACAGAAGUUAUAUCACCUGAAAGGUGUCAAAAUCUGAUUGAUCUGGAAAACAGCACGCCAGUCAGGCAAUCAGGAAGGACUGCUGGCAAGAGAUUCAAUUUCGCUGAAGUUUCUUCAGGGGAAGAUCCUGCUGAGAGUGCCAGUGAUGUGUCUGGAGAACUAAAUGAGGACACUGCUAAGAGUUCCAAGUCGCGCUCAGUUGAUCAGGAUCUUGGUAAUCCAGAGAGUCCAAAAGCAAAGCACGCAUCUGAAGACACAGCACAACCGCCUAGGCGUCCCGUGUCAAAAUCUGGAACUAAGGAAUCAUGUCGUACUUCACUUGUUCAAUCCACUAUAUCAACUCUGUUUAAGAAGGUUGAAGAAAAGAAUACAUCCGGAAGUUCGAAAAAGAUCGCUUCUUGUAAAGUUUCUAGUGAGGAGAUGCAGCUGAAUAGUUCAAAAUUAAAUAUCAAAAAAGUGAAGGCUGCAGAGCAGAAGAAAGUAGAAACUGUCACUCAAGUGAAAAAAUCAGGGGCAAAAAGUGUUAGAAAAAAGCAGAAAGCUGAGCUCUCUGAGGUUGAAGAUGAUAUUGAGGAAUCCUCAAAUGCCUCGGAGGAAAUGAAUGCAAGUGAUGACGAUUGGCUUGGUUGAAAUAUUUGGUCUGUUAUCUCCUAGAGAACUUCAUGUGUAGUGGCCUACUUGGCCUACUCCCUUCCUGUCGGAUUUCGCAAUCCCUUGACGGGUAGACAGACAACUCAACAACUCCACAUUGUAAAGGGCUUUCCAGUUUCCAGGGUUUUUUUAGAGAAAAAGUUAUGAUAUUUAUUUUCGAUUGAUUGUUUUUCCUGCAUUAUAAGUUUAAAGAGGGCAUUGUUGAAGAAUUUUGGUUGUAUAAGAUUCUCGGAUUCUUUUUUUUAUAUAUAUUACUUAUGAAAUUGUUAAAUA